Messenger RNA from Aspergillus ibericus CBS 121593, 1767 nucleotides. RefSeq names its product fungal specific transcription factor domain-containing protein. Gene Ontology annotation, molecular function: DNA binding; zinc ion binding. Lineage: Eukaryota; Fungi; Ascomycota; Eurotiomycetes; Eurotiales; Aspergillaceae. The transcript has 2 exons. The record is from RefSeq and is a predicted model, not a curated record. Bases 1 to 1767 code for a protein of 588 amino acids. Gene Ontology annotation, biological process: DNA-templated transcription.
AUGGCCAAACUGGAAUCGCUGGAGCGCUCAAUCGCGGCUCUGUCCGGAAAUCGAGCGCUGGCUCAUGUCCAUAGCGCAGCGGCAAAUAGAAUCCAUACGCCUGGGCCCGUUGCGCAGAGCCCUUCCAGUGAUGAAUUUUCCACGACAGAAACAAUCGAUCAGCCUGCUCACGGCGGUCUCCUAGUCGAGGAUGGCCGGUAUAUCAAUGAACAACUUUUGUCUCGGGUCCUGGAAAAUGAAAAGGAGCUUCAGUCUGCGAUUGACACGCCGAGGAGUGAUGCCAGUACCUUCAGGCGACCACCCGCUCUCAAAGUGGAAGGUCUCCUUCUCACUCGCUACCCAGAUAAAACCGAUCUUUUUACCUUGCAUCCGCAUCAGUGGCAUGCGACACAGCUGUGGCAAACUUUCUUGAACCACAUCGACCCGGUGAUCAAGCUACUUCACGUUCCCUCGACGCAGCCUCGCAUAUUCGCGGCUAUCAACCGGCCCCGGGACGCGCCCCCUGAUCUGCUGGCCCUGCUUUACGCCAUCUACUUUGCUGCCAGCACGAGCAUGCUGGCUGAGGACCCAACGAAUGAGAAGAAACUUCUAGAGGCCUGUCAAUACCAGCGGGGACUGGAGAUUGCUCUCUAUCACUCUGACUUUAUGGACUGCCCAACGCUGACAUCCUUACAAGCGAUGGCUAUCUAUCAGAUGUGCGUGCGUUAUUACAACCCAGGACGCUCUGGGUGGGUACUGCGAGGGCUGGUUAUUCGGGCAGCACAGUCUAUCGGACUCCACCGGGACGGAAAACAGUUCAAACUGACGCCACUGGAGUGUGAGCUACGCCGGCGACUGUGGUGGCACUUGUGCAGUGCUGACAGUCGCGCGGUGGAGGACCAUGGGGUCGGGAUGACUGGUAAAGGGGAAUUCUGCGACACCGAAUUCCCUGCAAAUAUCGACGACCAGCGCCUGCCUGCCAGCGCGACGGUGCCGCCAGAGUCCCAAUCCUGUUGGACUGAGAUGACCAUGUCUCUGAUCACGACCAUAGCCAACCAAAAGCGGCUGGAGUUGCACAGUGCAUUGACGGGGAAUGCCCCUGGGAAGCGUCCCGCUGAAAUCGUCCAGGAAGUGAAGGACCACAUUUACAAUGCCUACCUGCAACACGGCGACCCUAAUAUCCCCAUCCAGCGGCACGGAAUGCUGCUGGGGGAGAUUCUAGUGGUCAAAAUGGAAAUGUACGUGCACCAAAGAGCACUUCAGGCCCAGAGUAGGACUACGCCAGUCGCCGAGCGCCUCGAACUGCAAGCCAAGGCCUUAGAUGUCGCCUGCCAGGCGCUGGAACGGACGAACCAGUUGUUUACUGAUGAGCUGCUGCGCGGGUAUCGCUGGCUCACCUCAACGUACAUGCCGUACUUCAUCCUCACAUACAUCCUCUGGCACCUCUGUGUGUAUCCGAUAGGAUUGCACAUUGAGCGCGCAUGGUUAGAAGUCAACCGGGUUUUUGAGAUGACCAAGGAUCCGUCGUGGCCCGAUCCAGGGCCCAAGUGGGCGAUCAUCACUCGGCUGCGAGAGAAAGCAUUGCAGAUUCAACAUACACAGGGGGAUUCAGAGCAGGUGGCACAGCCAGAGUCUCCGCCAACCGGUGCGGAAGAAGCGGAGGCGCCGACAGAGUCAUUUUUCGACUUUGUGAACUGGGAUAUGGGCAUGAUGGGGUUUCCAGAUUGGACGGCGUUGGUGCAGAGUGUCGAUCUAAUCCCCUCGCCUGUAGCGAAUUGCCAAAUGUGA